AUGAGGGCCGAGCAUGCAGCCGGCGUUCGGCAUUUUGAGCUGGGUUCUUUCCUGCCGGCCGAUCGGUUCCCGCAGUUUGCCGAUCUCCGGGAUCUGCUCGACGCAGCCGCGUCGAUGAAAGCAAUGCACAAGAUCGUUCUGGCACUGAACGAGAGAGGCAUUGAUGACGCCAUCGCGUCGGACACCGAUGAGAUUACAUGCGUGGUAUCGGCGACCGACGAGCACAGCCUGGCCAACAGCCGCCGCACGCGGCAACAGGCGGUAGCGCUCGUCAGAAAGGCCGCGGAAGCGGCCCGUUCUAGUGAGCAUCGGCCGAUUACGAAUGCCGGCAUCGCCAUGGCGUUCGGCUGUUCGAUUGCAGGACAAGUUGAUCAAAGCGAUGUUCUGCGGCUCGCAGAAACCUGUAUGGCCGCCGGCGCUGAUAUGGUCAGCAUUGCCGACACGGUGGGUUACGCAGGACCCCGACAAGUCGCCUCUCUGUGCGAUGAGAUGGUCAAGCUUUGUGACGAUCGCCCGUUCUGCGUCCACCUGCACGAUACGCGUGGCACCGGAAUCGCAAACGCCGCAGCGGCGCUCGAUCAUGGCGCGCGCGUCCUCGAUGGUGCGCUGGGCGGUUUGGGCGGCUGUCCAUUUGCUCCCGGCGCAACCGGCAAUGUGGUCUUCGAGGAUCUGGUUUAUCUCUGUGAACGCAUGGGCUUUGAGACGGGGAUCGAUUUGGACCGCCUCUCGGAGGCGCGAGGCAUCGCCAAGUGCGCCUUGCCGGACGAACCCUUUUUUGGCGCAUUGGCUCGAUCGGGGCCGCCGCUCAAUCUGGACUGGCGGGCCGGGGCGGCAUGA
Effrenium voratum is the source of this 837-nucleotide messenger RNA. The record is from the annotation of a GenBank genome assembly. Lineage: Eukaryota; Dinophyceae; Suessiales; Symbiodiniaceae.